This is a messenger RNA of Knipowitschia caucasica, 834 nucleotides long. The record is from the annotation of a GenBank genome assembly. NCBI's taxonomy places the organism in Eukaryota, Metazoa, Chordata, Actinopteri, Gobiiformes, Gobiidae.
AUGUAUGAGGUUGAGAUAAAGGUGAGGGGAGGAGGGUCCUUUGAGGUUUUCCUCUGCAACACCACAAAGCGGUUCAAAGAGCUGACCGUGGAGGAUCUGUGGGACAAGGUUCAGCAGGAAAAAGAGCGCUACAACUCAGAAAACUACCGGCUGUUAUUUGAGGGAUCCAUUUUGGAUGAAGACGACUCUCUGUAUGAGUCUGGGAUCAGGAACGGCUCCGUGAUUAUUUUGGAGUCUGUGAGACGUGAACCCAGUCUCUCCGGAACCUUGUGCAUACGCAGAAACAGCAUGGACCGACUGGCAGACUUUGAUGCUGUGGCCCUCAGCAGGAGGAGGAGACAGGCUGUGGCCCUCAGCAGGAGGAGGAGACAGGCUGUGGCCCUCAGCAGGAGGAGGAGACAUGCUGUGGCACUCAGCAGGAGGAGGAGACAGGCUGUGGCCCUCAGCAGGAGGAGGAGACAUCCUGUGGCACUCAGCAGGAGGAGGAGACAGGCUGUGGCCCUCAUCAGGAGGAGGAGACAGGCUGUGGCCCUCAGCAGGAGGAGGAGACAGGCUGUGGCCCUCAUCAGGAGGAGGAGACAGGCUGUGGCCCUCAGCAGGAGGAGGAGACAGGCUGUGGCCCUCAUCAGGAGGAGGAGACAGGCUGUGGCCCUCAGCAGGAGGAGGAGACAGGCUGUGGCCCUCAUCAGGAGGAGGAGACAGGCUGUGGCCCUCAGCAGGAGGAGGAGACAGGCUGUGGCCCUCAUCAGGAGGAGGAGACAGGCUGUGGCCCUCAGCAGGAGGAGGAGACAGGCUGUGGCCCUCAGCAGGAGGAGGAGACAGUCUUCCCUGUAG